Molecule: messenger RNA, 3666 nt
Organism: Haemonchus placei
Lineage: Eukaryota; Metazoa; Nematoda; Chromadorea; Rhabditida; Trichostrongylidae
Source: the annotation of a GenBank genome assembly
UCUGUUCCACGGAAAUCUAUGGACCCCAUAAACGAUGCAAGGUUCUAUGAAUCGUUGAUCAAGCCUCCUCGGCAGCGAACUCAAGAUGAUAUUCGAAAUAUUUACGAUCAACUCAGACAACUUGAUAUGUUUUCUACUCUUUAUAACGGCCCAUUGAAGGCCAUAUGUGCCAAUGCCCGAUAUGAACGACAUGGUGGUCACCACAUAUUGUAUCGGGAAGGCCAAGUGGCAACAUGCUGGUACAUCCUCCUUUCUGGCUCAGUGCUGAUCGAGAACAAUAUCUGUCUACCGUAUGGAUGCUUUGGAAAACGGAACGGAAUAAGUUGUCGACGUUCUCAGGACUGCAUGCUUCUGCAGGAGUCAGAAAUGAUUGUGGUAAGUUGCGAAUUUCUUAUGUUUCGACUUUCUUUUCAUAUUCGAUUUCAAUGUGAUCAUGUCAGUGAAAGCGUCUCGAGCUCAAUAUUUGGUCUUCGUUAUUUCAUGUUAUGUGCCGAGUUCAUAAAAUCGAUGCUUAUCAGGUCGUAUCCAGUUGAAUUUCCCAUUGACGUCCCAUCUACGUCGACCUAUGCUUCUUGUACUGAAAAUCAUAGGAGUCACGUGUACCUAAAUGGCUUAUUAUCGGACGAAGAUACGUUGGUUCGUGUGAAACAUCGUCGUGAGAAGAGCAAUUCUAUGGGUAAUGUUGCAAAUGGUGCUGCUCGUCGUCUUCGUGUCAGGAGCACCGCAUCGUCUACGACUACUGAGGGCGACGAUGCUAGUGGCAAAGACGAUGAUGGAUCUUGUCCAUCACACGAGAGUUUCGUUGAUUUGAAAGACUCCGUUCGUGAAUGUCUGGAGAAAGAGCCAAGCGAACGUAAUGCAGAAGACCUAGCCGUUUUACUUGACUUUAUGCAACAUAUGUCGUCAUUUGCUUCACUUCCCAUGUCCAUAAAAAGACAACUAUGUCUGAAAAUGGUGUUCGCUGUAGUGAAUGAUGCCGGUACUGUGGUCAUGCAUCACAACGAAAAACUUGAUGCCUGGUCUGUAAUUGUCAACGGGCUCGUCGAGGUUGUGAAGCCGAACGGUGAAAGGGUUGAAUACAAACUGGGCGACUCGUUUGGUGCUGAACCAAAUCCAGCGAUCCAGUAUCACGUUGGGGAAAUGCGUACAAUGGUUGAUGACUGCGAGUUUGUGUUAAUUGAACACAAAGAUUUCUGUUCAAUCAUGUCGACGAUUGGUGAGCAUAUAGAGAAGGAUCGGGACGGGUUGACUGGUGAAGUUGUAUCAGAAACGGAAAGAAGAACUGUAGGAAGCCAAGUUGGUCUGGUUCUCAUAAAGGGCAAGCCGGAUAAAUUGAUUCAACACUUAGUGGAUGAUCGUGAUAGUAAUGUGGAUCCACAUUAUGUCGACGAUUUCCUCCUUACCUAUAGGGUCUUCAUACAUAAUCCUACUACUAUAUUUGAAAAACUUAUGAUGUGGUUUGCUGAUGGAGCGCUCAGAGAUAAAAUCGCUCGCAUCGUGUUGUUAUGGGUAAAUAAUCACUAUAAUGAUUUCGAAACAAACGAUGAGAUGAUGAAAUUAUUGGAAAGGUUCGAGGGUGCCUUAGAGCGCGAUGGUAUGCAUAGUCAACAAAGCCUACUUAAUAUUGCCUGUUCAGUGAAAGCUCGUCCCCGAACAGUAGUUUACUCGAAAGAUGACCCUCUACAUUUCUCCAUCCAAGGAGGUAAAGAAUGUGGCUGUGGAAUUUUCGUGAGCGAGGUGCAACCGGACUCGCCUGCGGAACGUUGUGGUCUCAAAAGAGGAGACGAGAUACUUGAUAUAAAUGGGCAAUCUAUGAAAUAUCUGACACUCGCGAAAGCCUAUGAAAUCAUGAAGGACAGUGUCUCACUCGCCAUCAAUUUAAAGAGUAAUAUUCUUGGAUUUAAAGAAUUGUUGGGAAAAGCAGAACGUAGUGUGCCGAAUGUCAUCCCCGUGAAGUCUGUAAAGACUAUCAAAUUCGCCGGUACUAUGAUGGAUAAAUUGAUGACUAUACUAAAAUCCAAUAAAGAAGGAGAGGACGCUGCCGAUGAAGCGCAGACUGUGACAAAUCAACUGCGUCCAAGUAGAUCAAAUCCAGAUAUUACCUCUAUAUCUCAGUACUACGGCCCUGUCAAGAGCGAAUGCCCUGAGCAUGUGCUGAAGAUUUAUAGGAGCGACCAAACCUUCAAGUAUCUUGCAGUGUACAAAGAAACUACUGCUCAGAAUGUGGUACAAUUAGCUUUACAGGAAUUCAACAUGACAGCUGAGGGGAGUCUGGAGUGGUCACUUUGUGAAUGCACUGUAACAGAAGAUGGUGUCAUCAAGCAACGGCGUCUUCCACCGCAAAUGGAAAAUUUGGCAGAGCGGAUCGCCCUUAACAGCAGGUAUUACUUGAAGAACAAUAAUCGCUCAGAACCGCUUGUUCCCGAUGAUUUGGCUCCUGAAAUUAUAAAAGAUGCUCAAGCGCAGUUACUGAGUCUUAAUGCCCAGGUUGUAGCCGCGCAGCUCACCUUGCAGGAUUUCGCUGUUUUUGCUUCUAUUGAGCCUACGGAGUACAUUGACAAUCUGUUCCAGUUGGAGUCGAGGUAUGGAUCACCUCGCUUGGAGGAGUUCGAGAGGAUCUUUAACCGCGAGAUGUGGUGGGUGGCAACCGAAGUGUGUUCUGAGCGACACAUCCAGAAACGCGCUAAACUUAUUAAGAAGUUUAUCAAAGUAGCCAGACAUUGCCGGGAGCUGCGUAAUUUCAAUUCUAUGUUUGCAAUCAUGAGUGGUUUAGACAAGCCGGCUGUGCGAAGGCUGCAUUCAACAUGGGAAAGGGUUUCCGGAAAAUACAUUCGUAUGCUUGAAGACGUCCAGCAGCUCGUUGACCCUUCACGGAACAUGUCCAAAUACCGCCAGCACCUUGCUGAAGUCUCACAAGAACCACCAGUCGUUCCAAUUUAUCCAGUGAUCAGGAAGGAUUUGACGUUCUCACACGAAGGGAAUCCAACUUAUUGCGAUAAACUAGUCAACUUUGAAAAGUUACGGCUCAUAGCGAAAUCCGUCCGAGCGGUCACCAAGUUGAGCAGUGCUCCGUAUGAAAUUUCCAGUAUGGCUGCAAGAAGUGGAAACCUGAUAAGCGACGCUCUACUUCACAUGAACACGUUUGAAGGCAGUAACGUAGCUACAAUGAGAAAAGGAGGACGUGUAGUUCAGCCAAGAAAGAAGGUCUACGAACAAGCCCUCAUGGUCCGAAAAGUAAAAUCGUACUUGGACGGGUUACGAGUUGUAGAUUCGGAGUCAGAGUUGGAUCGCCUUAGUUAUGAUCUUGAACCUCAACAACCAGGCUUACGCGUGCGCCGUGCUCCGAGCCCAUCUCCUUCUUCUUUGUCAUCUCAAUCGGCAGAGUCCAACUCAACAGAGCAGCGUCGUUUCAAAAGUGGUGGUGGGAUGUUCGGAGUAGAUUCUCCACAGGCUGUUCAGAAAAUGCUUGGUUUGGCGCAGGCAAGCAAAUCGAAAGGCGCCGCUUCGCCAAUGCCAUCCCCAGCAUCUACUGUUUCCAACAAGGGUUUACAGCGAAAUGUUCCCAGAGUAUCUGCGAGGCAUCAUUCGACUUCACAAGAGCCUGUUGAUCUAAACAAGGAGACGAGUUCUGUCACAAGCUUUUACGGAGCUGGUGAGUUCAUUUAA